Molecule: messenger RNA, 1352 nt
Organism: Sphaeroforma arctica JP610
Lineage: Eukaryota; Ichthyosporea; Ichthyophonida
Exons: 7
Coding region: 341-1327 (328 amino acids)
Biological process (GO): cytoplasmic translation
Cellular component (GO): cytosol
Molecular function (GO): mRNA binding; metal ion binding
Source: RefSeq, a predicted model, not a curated record
UCCCAGUUCCCACCACACUCCACUGAUAUUGUACACAACCACAAAGCUAAUUAUUACUUCAUUCAUCAACAACACUAGAGUAGUGCUUGGCCCAUCGCAUAUUAGACACACAUCAGCACACACACACACACACCCCUUAAGCACUAGCUCCUCGCCCAUUUGGCUACCGGUGGGGCAUUUAGCUAGUAACUAGCACACAUCAACAGUCUUUCUCAGCGGUGUGUGUGCACUUUUACACAAACAAAGCAUAUACGCACUCACGACUGUUGUUACAAACACCGCAUAACCAGGUUAUAGACCAUAGUAGUAAAUACCUUGACAGGAGUCAUCAACACUCAUCAUGCCGCCUAAAAAGUCAAAAAAUGAAACCAGCAAGGUUAAGCAGCAAGCAGCUGACAAAACCUUUGGAUUGAAAAAUAAGAAGGGAAAGAAACAGCAAGAGUUCGUGAAUACAGUCAACAAAAAUGCUCGCCAUCAAUUGGGCGAGACUGAUCAGUCCAUAGCAGCCGCGAAGAAGAAAAAGGCGGCGCUGGCUGCUGAGAAGGCCGAAAUGGAGCUGCUCUUCAAGGGUGUUGUUACAAAGAAGGACAAGGAGGCUAUGCAGGCAGACCCCAAGACAGUUGUGUGCGCCUUCUUUAAACAAGGACUGUGCACCAAAGGCGCCAAAUGUAAAUUUUCUCACGACAUGGCUGUGCAAAGGAAGGUCACCAAACGAGAAGUGUACGAGAGCAAAGACAAAGAAGAGGGUGACGAGGACUGGAACAUGGACUCGCUCAACGAAGCUAUCGAUAAGAAGUUCGGCAAAUCCAACACAAACAACGCCACAGCCAUCAUCUGCAAAUACUUCAUUGACGCGCUGGAGAAUGACAAGUACGGAUGGUUUUGGGACUGUCCCAAUGGCACCGAUUGCAAGUACCGUCAUGCGCUGCCCCCAGGGUUUGUGCUUAAGAAAGACCAGGUCAAAGACACGGAGGAGGAUGUCAUGACCCUGGAGGACAUUGUCGAUAGAGAGCGACAAGCGUUGGGGCCCAAUAAAACACCCGUCACUUUAGAAACAUUCACCAAAUGGAAGGCUAAGAAACGGAAAGAGGAGAAGGCCGCGCAAUCAAAGAAGGACAAGAAGCGAAUGAAUGAGGUGAAGGCUGGGCGUCAAGCAGGCAUCACUGGAAAGGAGCUGCUGUCGUAUCGGCCAGAGCUGUUCCAAGACGAUGACGAGGCGGGUGGUGCAGAGGACUACGCGCAGGAAGAGGUGGCUGUGGAUGAAGAGGUCUUUAAGAACCUGGAUGAUCUGGAUCUAUCGAGUGACGACAGCGACGAUGAUGAGUAAAUAAAGCGACUAAAUAAUAUUGGCC